Molecule: messenger RNA, 4701 nt
Organism: Centropristis striata (black sea bass)
Lineage: Eukaryota; Metazoa; Chordata; Actinopteri; Perciformes; Serranidae
Product: up-regulator of cell proliferation-like
Exons: 2
Coding region: 1-4701 (1566 amino acids)
Molecular function (GO): GTP binding
Source: RefSeq, a predicted model, not a curated record
AUGUCUGCAAUGAACACAGAAGGACAAGGACCUGCAGUCCUAUUUAAAUUUCUUUCCAAGCUUGGACUGGAGAAAUUUUAUCCCAACAAGCUCACUCUUCACUCUCUCUUGGAGAUCAACAAAAACAGCACUUAUGAAGAUGCUGUUAUAUCGCUGGAGGAAAUCCCAUGGUAUUUCAUCAGAAAACUAUUUAAAAUUAAUGCUGAAUGUAGAAGAUGUACACACUUAUCAAACAACCAUGAGGAAAACUAUGAUGAAUUUGACAUAGACCUCUACACUGCAGUUGACUCUGCAGAGGAUAAUAAUGUUAAUCCUCUCGACCUCAUAACAGCACUCUUCCUAUGUGCUGACAGCUUCCUGCAACAGGAAAUGGCCCUCAAGAUGUCAAUGUGUCAGUUUUCUGUCCCACUGGUGUUGCCCUUUGGUAAUAACAGUCAGAGUACCCUGAUGCUGUGGGCUCUGAGGGACAUCGUCAAAGAGUGGUGUCCACAUGAUUUGUCUGAAACAAAAGGGUUUGUUGAAGACAACAUUAUCCAGGCAAAUAUACCAUUCUACUCAUUUGUGAGGCUGAAAAACUGCAGUUUAUCCAAGUCCCAGAUUCUGAAUCAUGUGCUCAGCUGCGGCCAGCAGAAUCACAACAUCUUCAUACACAGAGAUAUGGAAGGAGGAACACUUAAAAGAAACAUUGCAAAUGGUUUGGUGGAGGUUUGCUGGUCUCUCCCCAGUGGAAGACAAAAGCUCGACAUAUUUCCAGAACCAAUUGCUUUUGCCAAUUUGCGAGGAGACAUUUGUGAGUCGAUGACACAAUUCAGUUUUCUUUAUCAAGCGUCAAAUGCUACCUUUGUAUUCCUGGACAAAAUUGAAGAAAAUGAGCACAAGAUUCUGACUUCUCUUCAAGAUGUGAAAUCCAAACUGUUCUUGGUUGUUAAUCACAAGGGUGGGAAUGCUAGAGAGGAUAUGAUGUCCGUGAAGACUCUACUGAAAGAACUGGAUUUACCAAACACCAAUGUUAAAACUAAAGACCCAAGAGUAAAUGUUGCAGAGUUCUCAAACAAACUUGGUGCAACCAUCAAGGCAUCCCUCAUGAAUGUAAAAACCGUGUUAAGUAUUGAAAAUAUGCUUGAUAAAGCUGUUGAACUUGGUUUGUCUGUGGACGAAAGCAAAACUGAAACACAAAAGAAAGCAGCUGGGGAGAUCAUGGCCGGUAUUGGGGUGAGGAGUAUACCACACUACAAGAAACAACAACUUCCUUUGCAAGGAGAUGACUGGAAAAAGUUAUCACAGUUAGAGAAGAAAGAAUGCAGGAUGAAGGACACUGGUACCUCAGGCCUUGAAGAGUAUAAAUCUCAGUUACAGGCAGAAAAACAAAAAAUUAGAGAGAAUCUAAGCAAACAAAAAAUGUCAAAAGGAAUGAAGAGUUUUAUUGAAACCUUAUCCACAAGUGACAAAGAGAAAAGAGAUUUCUUUCUUAAGUGGAUGAAAUUCAAGUUCAAUACACAUUCACGAGACAAGCUGACUGUGCUGCGUAACAAAUUUAAAGAGCAAUGCAAGACUAAAGAUGCAAAACUCAUUGCAGAGCUGGAUCAGGCUUUGGUGGACAGUUCUUUAGGAAUAGAGCAUUACAUGAGAGAGAUGGGACUGAUCUAUGAGGUUUCCUUGCACUCACCGAACUCUGCUGAUAAAAUGUCUCACCUCCCUGGUUUGGCAGCUGAAAUGCUGUUGGAUGGAUAUCCUUUAGAGCUCUUAGAUGGAGAUGCUUCCAACAUCCCAGAGAGAUGGGUGACAGAUGUGCUCAUGGAGCUUCACAAGAAGGUUGGAGAGAAGAGCAGACUGUUGGUACUGACUGUGUUGGGUGUUCAAAGUAGCGGGAAGUCAACACUCCUCAACACAAUGUUUGGUGUGCAAUUUGCAGUCAGCAGUGGCAGAUGCACAAGAGGAGCCUUCAUGCUCUUCCUCAAAGUUGGAGAGGACAUAAAACGUGACUUAAAUGUUGACUUUAUACUUCUCAUUGACACAGAAGGUCUGAAAUCUCCUGAUUUGGCACAGCUAGAUGACAGUUACGAGCAUGACAACCAGCUGGCAACCUUUGUCAUUGGUUUAAGUGAUGUCACCAUUAUCAACAUCGCAAUGGAGAAUGCAACCGAAAUGAAAGAUGUCCUGCAAAUCACAGCUCAUGCAUUUCUGAGAAUGAAGCAAAUUGGAAAAAAGCCAGUUUGUCAUUUUGUGCACCAGAAUGUUGCUGGAGUCUCAGCUCACUCCAAGAGUAUGACCGAAAGACAACAUCUCUUGGACCAGCUCAAUGAAAUGACUCAAAUUGCAGCUGAAAUGGAAAGGCAGCCGGCCAUAAAGGCAUUUACAGAUGUGCUGGACUAUGACAUAGAAAAAAACAACUGGAACAUCCCAGGACUCUGGCAUGGGACCCCACCAAUGGCACCAGUGAACACAGGUUACAGCGAGGCUGUAGCAGAGUUCAAGAAAAACCUUUUGGAAACCUUGAAAAGUAAAGAAAAAGAUGAAGUCUCAGAGAUUCCAGAGUUUCUGGCAUGGAUGAGAAGUCUCUGGAAAGCAGUUAAAUAUGAGAACUUCAUCUUCAGUUUCAGAAACACCCUUGUGGCUCAUGCAUACGACAACCUUUGCAAAGAAUUCAGCCAAUGGGAAUGGGAGUUCAGAAAAGAGAUUCUCUGCUGGCAGACAGCAGCAGAGUUAGAAAUCUUAAAUGACAACGAAUCUCAGGUGGAAACCUGGAGUGGACUGGUUGCAUCCAAAAAAUCAGAGGUGUCCGAAAAAAUAGAAAGACAACAAAUAACAAUGAAAAAGAAACUCAACGACUACUACAAAAGGAAAGACAGACGUGUAAAUUUGAUAGAGAAAUAUAAAAUUGACUUUCUCAGCAGUAUCAACAGUCUGGCAAAAGAAAUCCAACAUUCCGUGUGUACUAAGCUGGAUUGUGUCCUAGAUCUAAAAAUAGGUUCAAAAAAGGUUCAGGACAUACAGAGGAAAUACAGAAGCGAGAUUGAAGAGCAGGUCAUGAAGCUCCUGAGUGACUGCAAAGACUCCACACGGUCUGAUGAACAGCUGACACAAGAGUUUGAGAAGAUGUGGGCUCAAGCCACUGGAAAUGUACCUCACCUAAAAGAACGAGAUAUACCUGCAUGCAUUCUCAGCCAAUUGAGAAAAAAUGUCUCAAAUCUGAAUGUAAAUGAGAUCCUGCAAAACAUUGAUGAGCUGAAGGAAAUAGGGAAGGAUCCAUUUAAGACCAGAGGUGACCAUGUUGAUUCCUUUACAAAGAAGUUUCAAUAUCUGUGGGGGGGAGAUUUACAAAGAUUUGCAGACAGUGUCAUUGAGAUAUCCACAAAGUUUGUUCUUGAUAAAACAAAGACAACUGGAGAUUACCAUGACUCUUUCACAAGGGAACUCCUGGAGAAAAUAGAUGACUCCCUUAAACAGAGCUACAAGCGCUACAAAACAAAUACACAGUUUGAGAUUGACCUGAAACUUCACAUUUGUGGCAUUGCUGCGAGGGGAUUCCUAAAAAUGCACAAAAAAUUCAUGUCGGACAAUGACUCUCGAAUUCAGCUGGAGAAGUACAAGACUCAAUAUCUGUCAGACUUUCUUGAUCUAUACAAACAGAGAGAUCACAGCCAGCGCAAAGCAGCUGAUUUUGUUAGAUGUUGCAUCAAACCUGCCGUUAAAGACUACAUCAGCAGAUCUCUGGGAAUAGACAUUGUGGAUGAAAUUUUGACAAGUUGCCAUUCAGCAGAGUACAGUUCAAGGUCCUUUUUCCAGUACAACAUUCAGAAAGAGUUGCUGCAAAAGGAAAACUUUGAGAAUUUUAUUGAAUACAUCUUGACAUAUGAAAUGUAUGUUAAGGAUUGGAUAUUUGACCACAUCUUGAAAAAAAUGUCAGAGGGCAAAACCUUGUGCAAACUGAAGACUAAGAGUCUGCAAGUCAUAGUUUACAAAAUAACAGAAGCAAUAGAACAGGCUUCAAAGACAAAGGAUGGCAAUCUGCUGCAAGAUAACAACGAAAGCAUCACAGAGCUCAUCAACAACAUGCGCAAAUACCUGAUCAAAGACAUCUCCAUAUCAGUGGAGGCUGAAAAAACCACCCUGUUUCAAAUCCAAAGCACAUGUCAUCCAUUUAUCAACAGCCUCAAGUCCUCAAUACAAGACUUGAAAAAACAACUCAAUGAGGAAUUUUCCAACGCUGAUGACAUAACUGAAACACUAAACAAGAUUCCAAACAAACCACAAGAUGAGCUUUUCAAGCGGGUGUUUGGCUGUGGACAACAAUGUCCAUUUUGUUAUGUUCCUUGUGAGGCAGGAGGCAAAGAACACAAGCAACAUCAUGCAGCUGUGCAUCGGCCACAAGGUCUUGGUAGUUUCAUGAAUUCAGAGAACCGCAAGCUGGUAGAAACACUGUGUACAACAGAUGUGCACAGUGAUACGGAAUUCAGUACUCGAGAAACAGAUGAUGAGUGGCAUCCUUACAAGGAUUACACCACAUACUAUCCAGACUGGCACAUUCCUCCUGACACCACCAUCGAAGCAUCUGACUACUGGAAAUAUAUCCUGGUUCGCUACAAUUACAGAUUUGCUCAAGAAUACGAAGCAAAACCAGCUGAUGUUCCAGAUGCCUGGAGGAAAAUCACAAAGGAACAAGCACUGAAGGGAUUAAAAGUGGCCUUCAACAUAAAGUGA